ACCACCACCACCACCCGGACGCCCACACCUCCGGACCGGAUCCUCUGGAGCAGCCGCUGGGUUCGGGGAUGAAUCCGUGUCCCGGUGCCUGAGAUGCGGAUCGGAAGACGACGUCUCCGGUGACACCGCGCUACCCGUCACGUUACAUUCCGUUUCCCGUUCCGUUACCCGAGAUGAGUCCGUUACCGCCGGAGCUGAAGUGAUCAGAUCGGUGAUUUGCUCCGGACCGAACGGAUCCAGGCUCCAGCCUCACACACAGACACACACACACACACACACACACAGGCAGACACACACACACACACACACACACCGUCCGUCUGCUGGCAAACUGUUGCUGAUUUCCACUGUAAAUGAAUCUUGUAAGGUUUAUGAACAACCGUGUUCCUCCUAACAAGAGAUACCAGCCCACAGAGUAUGAGCACGCUGCCAACUGUGCUACGCAUGCGUUAUGGAUAAUCCCCAGCCUGCUGGGCAGCUCCCUGCUGCACCUCCAUUCAGAGGACCAAUGGGAGCGCAUGUCGGCCUGGGUGUACGGGGCGGGGCUCACCUCGCUCUUCAUCAUCUCCACCCUGUUCCACACGGUGGCCUGGAAGAAGAGCCACUUACGGUCCGUGGAGCACUGCUUCCACAUGUGUGACAGGAUGGUGAUCUACUUCUUCAUCGCUGCCUCCUACGCCCCAUGGCUGAACCUGAGGGAGCUGGGUCCUUGGGCGUGCCACAUGCGCUGGUUGGUGUGGGUCAUGGCCUCGUUUGGUACCACCUACGUCUUCUUCUUCCAUGAGAGGUACAAGAUCAUGGAGUUGAUCUGCUACACGGUGAUGGGUGUUUUUCCAGCCCUGGUCAUCCUCUCAAUGCCGGAGCAGUCGGGCCUGUGGGAGCUUCUGGUGGGCGGAGCCUGCUACUGUCUGGGGAUGAUCUUCUUCAAAAGCGACGGCAUUGUCCCGUUCGCUCACGCCAUCUGGCACCUGUUUGUAGCUAUGGGAGCCGCCGUACACUACUACGCCAUCUGGAGGUACCUCUAUGCCCAGCCGCCCAAUCAGGUUCAGACCUCCAGAUGACAUCAGCAGUGACCUCACGGGGGGCAGCUCCUGUGUUUGCGCGACAACACUGAGAUGACGGGAGCUGUGUUCAGAUUCAGGGGUUGCCUCGCUGGGAGGAUAGAUGCGCGAC
Molecule: messenger RNA, 1173 nt
Organism: Platichthys flesus (European flounder)
Lineage: Eukaryota; Metazoa; Chordata; Actinopteri; Pleuronectiformes; Pleuronectidae
Product: monocyte to macrophage differentiation factor 2-like
Exons: 7
Coding region: 354-1061 (235 amino acids)
Cellular component (GO): membrane
Molecular function (GO): pore-forming activity
Source: RefSeq, a predicted model, not a curated record